Molecule: messenger RNA, 906 nt
Organism: Parnassius apollo (apollo)
Lineage: Eukaryota; Metazoa; Arthropoda; Insecta; Lepidoptera; Papilionidae
Source: the annotation of a GenBank genome assembly
AUGGGACUCCAAUAUGUGCCUAUAAAAUCUGCCCAGGAAUCAGCUGUUAAAAUUAAUUAUAACGGCCAUUCAAGGCCAACACGAAUGCCAGAGAUGCAUUAUCAUAGCGAGACUGAGGCUGUCCCUUUCCAAAGCAGUAAACAAGAUGAAACAGAACACCAACAACUCGUGGAGGCCCCUAUUGCGGUUCCGAACGCCGUGAGUGAGAGGUGUAGGAAAGAACAUUUGGGAAGCGAUAAUAAGCGGAAGGGGAGCAAGACGGAGCAUUGCUUGGAGCGCGUGGAGGCCACGCAGAGUACUGCGGUUCCGUACACACCUGUUGAUAUCUUAACCUGCGCGGACGGCGGUGACGUCAGCGAGCCGAGUCGUACCUCGGACAAUCAAACAGCUGUUUCUUUGUAUGCGGCGGCGGUAGCAUUGUGUACAGAAGAUCGUGUACUUUUAAAACAGAAAAUGCCGAAAAUCAAGUUCUACUACUUCAACCUUAAAGCUCUCGGUGAAUCAUGCCGUUUGCUACUAGCUUAUGCGGGUGAAGAGUUUGAAGAUAUACGUGUUAGUAUGGAAGAAUGGGAAGAAAUGAAGCCAAACGCUGCCGUGGUCCACUACGAGAAGGAUCCGACAGUCAAAGCUAAGAAACAUGAGGAAUUCUCUAAGAAUCUAUACCCCACUGUAUUAAAGAAAUUGAAUGAAAUAAUUGAACAGAACAACGGCCAUCUUGCUCUUGGAAAGCUUACAUGGGCCGAUUUUGUCUUUGCCGGUGUGUACGACUACUUAAAAAAGAUGCUUCAAAUGUCCGACCUUGACGAGAAGUACCCAAGCUUCAAGAAACUCAAGGAGACCGUCGUUACCCUGCCCAAAGUAAAGGAGUUCUGCGCCAACGUGCCCACAUCUACGUACGAUUUCUAA